UUUUUGUUCCUUUUGGACCCCUAGUAAAUCACCCCAGUGAGUGAGGCAAUCUGAGUGAGAAGAAAGACGAUGUUAAGAGCGACGCAUUUCCCUCCCAUAGCAUCUCCUACUCUCCUUGUCCUUAGGAAAUGUUUCAUUCCCAUCCUCUCCAUCUCUUCCUUCGCUUCUUAUCCUCUUCAUAAACUCUCCUCUUUUUCUGCUUUUCACUCUUUCUUCUCACCUUCCCGCCCUUCUCUUCCAUCUCUAUCUCUCACUCAAUCAUCUCCCAUGCUGGGUCAUCCCCAUCUCAGACUAUCAGCUUCAUUUAACUCCGAGAGUAGCUAUGGAGAUAACAGAGAAAUAUUGGUGCAGCACUUGCUUUUAAAAGAAGAUGACCAGAAGCUCUUGUUGGAGCUACAACAGAGAAUUGCUGGAGGGGAGGAUUUAAGUGACCUUGCCGUUGAAUACUCAAUUUGUCCAUCCAAACAAGAGGGGGGAAUGCUUGGAUGGGUGAGAAAGGGACAAAUGGUACCAGAAUUCGAGGAGGCUGCUUUCUGUGCACCUUUAAACAAAGUUGUGAAAUGUAAAACUAAUUUUGGAUGGCACUUGUUACAAGUUCUAUCUGAGAGGGAAGAGUCAUUGCUUAAAGACAUUCAACCGGAGGAGUUUCAUGCAAAAAUGCAAGACCCCAGUUUCAUUGAAGAGGCUCAGUUGAUAGAUGUCCGGGAACCUGAAGAAGUGUCUCAAGCAUCUUUGCCAGGAUUCCAGGUUCUUCCUCUCCGGCAGUUUGGAAGUUGGGGACCAGAAAUAACUAGUAAAUUUGAUCCAACGAAAGAUACAUACGUCUUAUGUCACCAUGGCAUGCGGUCGUUACAGGUUGCCAAGUGGUUACAGACUCAGGGAUUUAGGAAAAUAUUUAAUAUAUCAGGGGGAAUACAUGCGUAUGCAACCAAGGUGGAUCCAUCAGUUCCUACUUACUGAGAUCCUCACAUAUCCAUUGCUCCUAUUUUCAUGUUUUCUUCACAACAUGUGUGUGGUUUCAGGCUCCAUAUUUUUGGGUUUGCCCUCCAUGGUAUUAUAGAGUUAACAUUUCACAAUAAUUAGCAAGUCCAAAACUUGUUAUUGCUUAAUUAUGGUGGUUGUACUGAGUAUUUGGAAUUAAGUGCAUUUCGAAAAAGUUCAUUUUAAAUUCAAUAAAUAUGUAAAUUUUAUUAAAA
Gossypium arboreum is the source of this 1196-nucleotide messenger RNA. RefSeq names its product rhodanese-like/PpiC domain-containing protein 12, chloroplastic. The coding region runs from base 70 to 960 and encodes 296 amino acids. The record is from RefSeq and is a predicted model, not a curated record. Gene Ontology annotation, molecular function: peptidyl-prolyl cis-trans isomerase activity. The transcript is spliced from 8 exons. Lineage: Eukaryota; Viridiplantae; Streptophyta; Magnoliopsida; Malvales; Malvaceae.